Oncorhynchus kisutch (coho salmon) is the source of this 2362-nucleotide messenger RNA. RefSeq names its product homeobox protein EMX2. Gene Ontology annotation, molecular function: DNA-binding transcription factor activity, RNA polymerase II-specific; RNA polymerase II cis-regulatory region sequence-specific DNA binding. Bases 356 to 1102 code for a protein of 248 amino acids. The record is from RefSeq and is a predicted model, not a curated record. Lineage: Eukaryota; Metazoa; Chordata; Actinopteri; Salmoniformes; Salmonidae. Gene Ontology annotation, biological process: neuron differentiation; brain development; regulation of transcription by RNA polymerase II. The transcript is spliced from 3 exons. Gene Ontology annotation, cellular component: nucleus.
ACUUAAAGACUCUUCCCUCAACCUUAAGGCGAGUAGCAGCGACCAAUCACCAUGCCAUUACAGGCUUCAGAGGAAGCUGUUUAUGUGACUCCAGCGCUAAUUAGGCUCAUGAACUAACAAAUCGCUUGCACAACUGGUGAGGAACCGAUCACAUCCAUGGAUUGUCUGGCGCAGUUGACCACCUUUAUGGCUAUUUGUUGAUUUGUUGUUACUUUGGCUUCUAUUCUUGCUGCACUCUUCGUUCCAAAGUUAUUUAUGCUGACAAACUUUCUCGGUGUGGAGUAGUAACCUAUUUUUUUACGAAGAACGCCUGCACCUCUUAAACUCUAAGCUGGGGAAUCUUGACUAUCAAACCAUGUUUCAACCUACACCGAAGAGGUGUUUUACUAUAGAAUCGUUGGUAGCGAAGGAUAAUCCUCUACCAGUGUCGAGGUCUGAGGAGCCCAUACGACCAGCAGCUCUGAGCUAUGCAAACUCCAGCCAGAUGAAUCCAUUUCUGAACGGGUUUCAUUCCAGCGGCAGGGGCGUCUACUCUAAUCCGGACUUGGUGUUCGCUGAGGCGGUCUCACAUCAGAACAACUCCGGUGUCCCAGUUCAUUCGGUACCACCUCCACACGCGUUGGCUCACCCACUUUCAUCCUCACAUAGUCCGCACCAUCUUUUUGCCAGCCAGCAAAGGGACCCCUCAACUUUUUACCCAUGGCUAAUACAUAGAUAUAGGUACUUGGGUCACAGAUUCCAAGGUAACGAAACAAGCCCGGAGAGCUUCCUUUUGCACAAUGCACUGGCCAGAAAGCCCAAAAGAAUUCGGACAGCUUUUUCCCCUUCCCAACUUCUGCGGCUUGAGCACGCAUUUGAAAAAAACCAUUACGUCGUAGGUGCCGAACGAAAACAGCUUGCGCACACCCUUAGCCUCACAGAAACUCAGGUAAAAGUGUGGUUUCAGAACCGAAGAACCAAGUUCAAGCGUCAAAAGUUGGAGGAGGAGGGUUCAGAUUCGCAACAGAAGAAGAAGGGGACCCAUCACAUAAACCGAUGGAGACUCGCAACUAAACAAGGAUCGGGAAGCCCGGAGGAAAUUGAUGUAACUUCAGACGAUUAAAAUAUGAAAUUGUUUGAACCUGGGACAGCCGUGUGGCGUGAAGGAUGACAUGGCUAAGGAUGCUGUGUACAGAGAGACAGAGAGAGGGUAAAGCCAAUGUCACAUUUCGAUUCUUCGGAGAUCGGCAGCUGAGGGUGAGAGAUCCGAUUGGUGGCACUGCUGUCACUACCAUGGGUCUGUCAAACCAUAUCAAAUUGCCCAGGCAAAAGUGAUUGACAGUAUCGCAGUCCACCUACCUGACCACCUUCCACGCAUCAACCCACCACUACAAUCUCCCACGAACCACCCAAAAAUGUAUCUCCAAUUCACAUUGGACAUUUGCACUUCUGAAAGUUUCUAAAUAUGAACGUUUCCACUCAAGAUACCAAAAUCCACAACUGUUUUUGUAAAACUUAAAUUGCAUGGUAGACUUUCUGGUAGUUGUUUUAAUUUGAUCAUUUUCUUCAAAAACAACUUUGUUUUAACUCUAUUUUCAAUCUCAGAGAUGUUGUGCUUCUUCCUUUUUACAAAGUGUGCAGUCUUUUAAUUAAUGAUUAUCGUGUUAAAGUGAUUGUGAGAACAGUAUGAAGUAGCAGUGCUGCGUUAUAGUGUUUUUAAAGAAAAUGUAUUUCGAAAACUUUAUAAAAGUUUAUCAAACCACAGAUAAAGUACUUAAAGGGAAAGUAUCCAGGACAUUCCUUAAACCUAAAGCUUUACCAUGUCUCCGUUAUUCUGUCACGAGCAUAUUGUCAGGAUUUGACCCUUCCGUGAGAGUUGCCACAAAGGACUAAUGCAAGAAUUGACUGCCGUAGAGGCGAGAAAACGUCAAGCACUGAGCGUAUCCAUGUACAGAGAUACUAAAAGUUAAUGUUUCUGUUAAACCCUCUUUUAUCAGAAUGUAAAUAAUGUUGUGUUUGUGUUAAGUUUGCUACAAUUUUAACACAAAGUAUACUUCCAAGAAGUAUGUAAUUGUUAAUAUUUUGUCAAUAAAGUUUUAUCAAUAUGUUGCGCGCGGAGUAAAAGUAGGGUUUUGAUUUUAGAUCAACUUUCAUAUCUUGACAUUUUAUAAAGAGACCUGUUACGCUCUUCAAUUCAAGCGUGUAUUAUUUAACAAUUUUUAUAGGCUAUUGGCUGCCACCAAUCACCCGCUUCAUAUAUCUUGAUUUUCGUCAAACCAGUCUCACAAUUAGCCUAUAUUUGAGAUAGGCCUAUGACUAAUUUUAGAAGAAAUCCAGACAAUGUGGCUUGUUAAAAUGAACUUAUAAAAUCCAAAAUAAUUUG